AGCAGCAGAUGGAUGCUCUGUCUUUCCGACACAACAAACCAUGACAGGAGAACAGAAGAAGGAAUUCAAGAAACAGAGGUGGGCAGAGCAGAUGAGACCCGAGAUAGAGGGGAAGGGAGUGGCUAGAGAGCAUGAGGAUCCUUUGGGAUCAAGGCGUCGACUCUGUGAUGGGAAGCCUGCAGUGAGAGAGUAAGGCUCUGGGUGAGAUACAGAUUCUGUUUUGAGCUGAGCAGACGUGGGGCUGGCGAGGCGCAAGAGAACCCUCAUCAACUCAAAGCUGCCUUUGCUGAGUUAGGCUGCUAGUGAUCCGUGAAGAUUUUGGCCAGCCAUUAAUUCAGCUCCCUGGCGAUCCUUGCAGCCGCUGCAGGAUUCAGUUCAAUGGCUGAAAACGAAGACGCCCUACUCAGGCAUUUAUUCCAAGGAUACCAGAAAUGGGUUCGCCCAGUACUGCAUUCCAACGACACCAUAAAAGUACAUUUCGGCUUGAAAAUAUCCCAGCUGGUGGACGUGGAUGAAAAGAAUCAACUGAUGACAACGAACGUGUGGCUCAAACAGGAAUGGACAGACCACAAGUUACGCUGGAAUCCUGAAGAAUAUGGUGGAAUCCACUCCAUUAAAGUUCCAUCAGAAUCUCUCUGGCUUCCUGACAUAGUUCUCUUUGAAAACGCUGAUGGGCGUUUUGAAGGCUCCCUCAUGACCAAGGUCAUCGUGAACGCUAACGGGACUGUCGUGUGGACUCCGCCCGCCAGCUACAAAAGUUCCUGCACCAUGGAUGUCACCUUUUUCCCCUUUGACCGGCAGAACUGCUCCAUGAAGUUCGGGUCCUGGACCUACGACGGCACCAUGGUGGACCUCAUUCUGAUCGAUGAACAGGUGGACAGGAAGGACUUCUUUGAUAACGGAGAAUGGGAGAUACUGAACGCCAAGGGCAUGAAGGGAAACAGAAGGGCCGGUCUGUAUUCCUACCCCUUCAUCACCUACUCCUUUGUCCUGAGACGCCUGCCCUUGUUUUAUACCCUCUUUCUGAUAAUCCCCUGCCUCGGACUGUCCUUCCUAACGGUCCUUGUCUUCUAUUUGCCUUCUGAUGAAGGGGAGAAACUCUCUCUGUCCACAUCGGUUUUGGUCUCCCUGACGGUCUUCCUUUUAGUCAUUGAGGAAAUCAUCCCGUCUUCAUCGAAGGUCAUCCCCCUCAUUGGCGAGUACCUGCUUUUCAUUAUGAUUUUUGUGACCCUGUCCAUUAUCGUGACUGUUUUUGUGAUCAAUGUCCACCACCGAUCCUCGUCCACCUACCACCCGAUGGCGCCCUGGGUGAAGAGCUUAUUUCUGCAAAAGCUUCCUAAGUUGCUUUGCAUGCAGAACCAGGUGGACCGCUACUCCUUCCCAGCCAAAGAGGAGAGCAAGCCCGUAGUGAGAGGGAGAGUCCUACACAAAAAGAAGCAGAAGGAGAUCAGCGAUGGAGAGAAAGUUCUGGUUGCGUUCUUGGAAAAGACCGCGGAUUCCAUCAGGUACAUUUCAAGGCAUGUGAAGAAGGAACAUUUCAUUAGCCAGGUGGUACAAGACUGGAAAUUCGUGGCUCAAGUUCUUGACAGAAUCUUCCUGUGGCUCUUCCUGAUAGUGUCCAUCACUGGCUCUGUGCUGAUUUUUACCCCUGCUUUGAAGAUGUGGCUGCACAGUUACCCUUAGGAGCAAGUCUGCAGCACAGUUUAAAAGAUGGAGCUCAGAGACAAAACUACAGCCUAGAACUGACGUCUAGCUAGCAUGCCCGAGUAGACUGAAUCCAAACGCACUUGCUUAUUCCAAGAGCCAUGAGUGUGAGUCUUGGUGGAAACUGAUUGGCGCUUGAUGGGAGGAGGCUUGGUUCAGGGGGGUUUGCUUAAGUCGGCUCCUGCAUGCUGUUACACUAAGUUGCUUUUUUUUUUUUUUU
Molecule: messenger RNA, 1924 nt
Organism: Lepus europaeus (European hare)
Lineage: Eukaryota; Metazoa; Chordata; Mammalia; Lagomorpha; Leporidae
Gene: CHRNB3
Product: cholinergic receptor nicotinic beta 3 subunit
Exons: 5
Coding region: 379-1683 (434 amino acids)
Biological process (GO): regulation of membrane potential; chemical synaptic transmission; nervous system process
Cellular component (GO): synapse; postsynaptic membrane; neuron projection
Molecular function (GO): acetylcholine-gated monoatomic cation-selective channel activity; transmembrane signaling receptor activity
Source: RefSeq, a predicted model, not a curated record